Molecule: messenger RNA, 1085 nt
Organism: Priapulus caudatus
Lineage: Eukaryota; Metazoa; Priapulida; Priapulimorpha; Priapulimorphida; Priapulidae
Exons: 2
Coding region: 408-1085 (225 amino acids)
Biological process (GO): apoptotic process; positive regulation of apoptotic process
Cellular component (GO): cytoplasm
Source: RefSeq, a predicted model, not a curated record
CGAUUCGGGGCAUAAGCACGCGCGGUAACAUUCCCGCGGAUCACCUACUGCAGUCAAUGACCGUGGCCGAGGUACGAUAUAGAAAGUGCUCGUAGUAAAAUCUUGGUCGUUUGUUUAUUGGAGUAGAAAGAUUACGGGCAAGCAAGUUCUGUCGAAAUCGGUUCGUGAUUGCGACAACAUUUCAUCUCCGAAAGUCAUCACCUUGUGAUGUUGUGCAGACUGAGACUGUACAGUAACGUUGCAGACCAGCAGAUAAGUGCCGGAGCGCCGAGUUAUAAAUAACACCAACACCAACAGGCAUAACAACGGUGUUCAGGCCAAAAACAGAACAGUUGUCUUCACGGCCGCGGAGGAGCAAAGGUCGAGGAAGUUUCCCAUCCACCGCUGUGGUUAAAGCGAUCAGCGCAAUGGCUUCAGGUUGCUUGACAGACGAGCUGGAAAAUGACAACAAUGUAUGUGACUACGACUACGCCUAUGACGAAUACGAAGAUUGCACGCAAACAGCAAGCAAUCGAUGUGAGUCGGUAGUGGAGGCCCUGUCGCCUCGAUUCAAACCAAAAAUCGCCAAUAAAUUGAACAAUGGCAUCAAUUUCAACGAACUUUCCCAGAUCUCACUGGAUAAACACAAUAGCGACAAGGAGAACUGUGCUAUGCAGAUUGGACUUCCACCGCACAUGCCCAUCGACGAUGAGCAGACAGAUCAAACCACUAAUGACUCUUACAACGCAUCAAAUUCACGAGAAUCGCCGGGCCGGUCAACGGGUCUGAGGUCAAAUGACAAGAGGGGCCGACCAACGAAUGCCAGGAAAGAAAAGAGACGAAUGAGAGAGAAAAGACGGAGUACUGGAGUUGUGCACUUGCACAUGUCCACAGAGAGCACCGGAGAAGAGGAAGAUGGAGCGAAAAUUGUUACGGUUGAAACAAAGCAGAACACUCAGACGAACGAGGUUAUAUCCAGUGGCAACGUUGAGACUUGCGAGGUGAGAUGCGCGCUCUCUCAAAAUCUACGCCAGAUGAUCACUGGCUCAUGUGCUAAGGUAUUGAUAGCCUUCAUUAUCGGAUUACUGACUUCCAUGUCAUCGUAA